Messenger RNA from Miniopterus natalensis, 4531 nucleotides. RefSeq names its product prostaglandin F receptor (gene PTGFR). Gene Ontology annotation, cellular component: plasma membrane. Gene Ontology annotation, molecular function: prostaglandin F receptor activity. The record is from RefSeq and is a predicted model, not a curated record. NCBI's taxonomy places the organism in Eukaryota, Metazoa, Chordata, Mammalia, Chiroptera, Miniopteridae. Gene Ontology annotation, biological process: adenylate cyclase-activating G protein-coupled receptor signaling pathway; inflammatory response; positive regulation of cytosolic calcium ion concentration.
AGAAGGGCUCUCGGGCGGACCCGUCCCGACUCUCAGCUGCGGCGUGGGGACCAGAUGCCUGGACGACAAGCCUGCACGGUGCUCAGAGGGAGAUGACUUGAGCAGUCGCCUUUUAUCUCCACCACAAUGUCCAUGAACAAUUCCAAACAGCCAGUGUCUCCUGCAGCUGGGCUCCUUUCAAAUACAACGUGCCAGACGGAAAACCGGCUUUCAGUCUUCUUUUCAAUAAUCUUCAUGACGGUGGGGAUCUUAUCCAACAGCCUGGCCAUUGCUAUCCUCGUGAAGGCGUAUCAGAGAUUUAGACAGAAGUCCAAGGCAUCGUUUCUGCUCUUGGCUAGCGGCCUGGUAAUCACAGACUUCUUUGGCCACCUCAUCAAUGGGACCAUAGCAGUAUUUGUAUAUGCUUCUGAUAAAGACUGGAUCCGCUUUGAUCAGUCAAACAUCCUUUGCAGUAUUUUUGGUAUCUCCAUGGUAUUUUCUGGUCUGUGCCCACUUUUUCUAGGCAGUGUGAUGGCCAUUGAGCGAUGUAUUGGAGUCACCAAACCUAUAUUUCAUUCUACAAAAAUUACAUCCAAGCAUGUGAAGGUGAUGCUGAGUGGGGUGUGCCUGUUUGCCGUUUUCAUAGCUUUGCUUCCCAUCCUUGGGCAUCGAGACUAUCAAAUUCAAUCAUCAAGGACCUGGUGUUUCUACAAAACAGAACAUGUCCAAGACUGGGAAGACAGGUUUUAUCUUCUCCUUUUUUCUUUCCUGGGGCUCUUAUCCCUUGGCGUGUCAUUCCUGUGCAAUGCCAUUACAGGAAUUACACUUUUAAAAGUGAGAUUUAAAAGUCAGCAGCACAGACAAGGCAGGUCUCAUCAUUUCGAAAUGGUCAUCCAGCUCCUGGCUAUAAUGUGUGUCUCCUGCAUUUGCUGGAGUCCGUUUCUGCUGACAAUGGCCAACAUUGGAAUAAAUGGAAAUCAUUCUAGGGAGACCUGUGAAACAACACUUUUUGCUCUCCGAAUGGCAACAUGGAAUCAAAUCUUAGAUCCCUGGGUGUAUAUUCUUCUACGGAAGGCUGUCCUUAAGAAUCUCUACAAGCUUGCCAGACGCUGUUGCGGAGUGCAUGUCAUCAGCUUACAUGUUUGGGAGCUUAGCUCCAUUAAAAAUUCCUUAAAGGUUGCUGCGAUUUCUGAGUCACCAGUUGCAGAGAAAAUAAAUCAGCAAUCACCUAGUUUAAUAGGAUAGCAAGCCAAUGUAGGUCUAGGACAAAAUUAAGAAAAGUUUUGGCAAUGUUUCAGUUAUUUGGAUAAAUAUUUAAAGCCUAACUGGAAAAUUCAGGCCUCAGCAAGUAGUUUGGGGGGCACUUUUGUCAGACUCAGUUUUUGAAACUUGUACAAUUAACUGUUUAAUUGCACAUUUUCACUUUAUUUGUCAACUGCAGGUAAACAUGAUGAAAUAAUGCCAUGGGAGUUAAAUUGAAAACAAUUUUGGGCUUAUCUGUGUUAUUUUCUGUUUUUGGAAUGAGUGACUCUGUUGAGUCCUAAAAUAUUUAUUUGCCCUGUUUGCCAAAGAAUAUCUUAAAACUACCUGCAUGCUGAAAUGGCUAUUUGGGGGUCACUGCUCUGUAGCUGUUCCUUAUAGACCAGGCUCAAUGAAAUGGAGUGCCCUCAUUUUUCGAUCUGGUCUGCUUUACCCCUCAUUAUGAAACCUCGGUCAAUAUAUGUAUGGUCAUGUCACAUGGGAUUCCCUGUGGCUUAUUAUAAUGACCUCCAUAUACACCAGGUGUGGCUGUGAGGUUGCCCAAUCUUACGAGCCUUUUUAGAAUGAGCCUGACUUUGUCAUUUUUGACAAAUAUGACUUCUUGCAUUGUUGUGAAGGUCAAUUAUUGAUUGAAGGUUUUCUUGGUAAGUUAUAGAUUUGCAUAGUUUUCAAAUAAUCUCCUUUUCCUCUGAAAAUUCUAGAACACAGAAAUAAUCUUUAGAGAAACAAAGUCUCUAUCUUAGAACAUAUGGAGGCGAUUUGCAUUAUAGAGGUUCCUAAGAAGCUCUGCCAUGGGUAAUGCAAACAGAACCUAAACCCAGUGGUAGGUGCCAAAAACCUUGACAAAGGCACUUUACCUUGAAUCAUCACUUCUGUGUCAGAGAACAAAAGAAACACUAUAUAUAAAUAUACAAAGACUCUGUGCAGGUAAUGUGUUUCUGUCUGCAGGUAGUGUGUUUCUGCUUUCUACUUACACACACACACACACACACACGGAUGGACAUAAAAAAUUUCAGUUGAAAGUGGCUUUAUUAAAUCUGUAAGAUAGCAUCUUCUAAAGCCUGUGCCACCAGUGUUAAGGGGAGGAUUGGCAACUACCCAGGCAUUUGGAAAUCAUUACAAUGGUUAACCAAGAGAUCAAGGGGCAAUAAUCUUUCCCUAAAUUUCCCAUUAAUAAUUUAGAUUUUUCUUUGCUUGUUUGUAUAAUUCAACCCAAGGAGUUUUAGUAAUCAUUCAAAAUGUCCUGGGUCUAUCAGAGCAUAAGUAGGUAGUUCUGCUUUAUAAUAGUGAGUUGCAUUUCUGUAAAAGAGUUCAUUGCCUUCAUUAACUGGGGUCUGUUUUAAAAUUAAUCUUUCAUGUGAGACUGAUUUCACAUUCUCUAGGAAGUUUGUACAGUUCAACUAGACUUAAGUUAUAUCCACAAAUUUUUGCUUUUGAUUGGUAAUGUACAUUGGAAGUUGUCUACUUUUGUGAAUUUUGGAAAAUUCUCAUGAAUAAAUUAAAAGAAAUUAAGCAAAUUGCCUCAAUGAAGAUUUAAAGGCAACCAUUUUUUUUCAGUGAAUUUAAAGGGAAACACAUAUAUAACUGAUAUGUGAUAUUCUUAAUUUUCAACCAAUAAAUGAUUAAUCAUAGAAAUUUAGGUUAUUCUUAUUUACAGAGCACAUGGUAGAUACUCGAUAAAUACUUGCCAAAUUAAAUCACAAGAAUUUUUUGGUAUGAAAUGAGCAUGAAAUUGCAAAGAUUUUGUACAUUUUUUAAUUUAAAUUGCCAGUUACAUAUGGUUAUUGUGAUAUACGUGUGUGUGUGUAUGUGCAUAUAUAUUUGUGUAUGUAUAUAUAUCCAGUGUGUAUGCUUUAAAAAAAGCCAUUGCAAUGUAUGAUUGCUGUUAUAUUAUAUAAAUACUCUCUUGUGUUUCAAGAGGACUUAACGCCCAGAAGAACUCUGAGAUGGCUCAGAGGCGAUCCCUGCUCCUUACAGCUGCUUGAGCGCUGGUGUCCUGUGAUCUGAGGCACAGGGAGCCAAGCCUCCCGCCUUCUUCCUUAUGCGGGGAGGAUGCUGUCGCGAGCACGUCCCUGUACUGUGACCCGCUAGAGGUGCCAGGGAGCAACUCUCCUUCAGCGUUCCAGCCCUCUUCUCCUUGAGGCUCCUUCCACUCCAGUGGCAGAAUUGUUGCUCCGUUGCUGUGCUGUCACCCUGGCCAUUGUGUCUGUGUGGAGAAGCUGUUGGGACAUGACUGUAUGUGGGAGGGCAUGCAUGAGCAUGCAAGGUUUUGGGGAGUGACAGGGGACUCACUCUGUGCAUACCUGGAAGGAGGAUUAUCUUUUAUUCGAGCACAGGUUUAGGACAACUCAAUUGGUUUUAUGAUGAUGUUAAACCCAAGAAGUAGACAUCAAAAAUUGAAAAAAUGUUUAGUAAAAGAAUAUGCGUUUCUGUUGUUUUAGGCUUUCACCCAAGGAAAGUGAAAUGAACACAACCACAUGCAUAUGUGACUUCAGAAUUUUAUUCAUGUUAUACGUAUUUCAGUGUCGUUAGGCAAUUUAUUGUAUCGUGAAUAAGAGAGUGGCGCAUUCACCAAUCACUUUCAUAUAAAUGUUCAAAGUAAAAGUAUAUUUGUUCAGAUUACUGGAAAUAAAAGUACAAAUAGUGUUUAACAAGUUUACCAAUUUUGAGGUUUCAAGCUCUAUUUUAAAAUUCAUAAUUAGACCAGAGUAACUGAAUUUUCCUUGUCAUUGCGUAAAGUGGUAUCUAAGCAACUUCUCAUACUGUUUGUCAUCUUAUUUCAGGGGAAUUAUAUUAUUAUGGGCCAGUGACUUGAAAAUGCCAGGCUUUUCUUGAUGUUAAUGAUGUCUUAAAAAAAGACCAACAAAAUAAAAAAGAAACCCAACAGCAAAUGGGUUUUUACAAUUAUGAAUACAGAGGCAGAUAAUGCUGACCUGUAAUUAACCAUGGAUGUGUCCCCAAACAUCAGGCUUCUUACUGAUGGAUUUAACUAGGUAAUAGAGAUACGCUCUUUUAAAUUUUCCCCUAAAGGCAGAAACGUGCUUCUACUUACCUGUAUUACAGAAGUGAGAGAUACCUAAAAGUUCACACACACACACACACCCCUGUCUUAUGUAGCAGUCUUGUUUGCUCAUUUUCAGACUUAAAGAAAAACCUGCUUUAGUUGUGUGCCUAAUCUUAGAGCUUAAGUAAGAGCACUUGUUAAAUACGUAGAGUGAACUUUUUGUGAAACUUGUUGCUGGCUUCACCUGUAUUGCUAUCGUUGCCCCAAAUUAAAAAAGGUCGGAAUAUA